Cadophora gregata is the source of this 694-nucleotide messenger RNA. RefSeq lists its product as uncharacterized. Lineage: Eukaryota; Fungi; Ascomycota; Leotiomycetes; Helotiales; Ploettnerulaceae. Bases 64 to 483 code for a protein of 139 amino acids. The record is from RefSeq and is a predicted model, not a curated record. The transcript has 3 exons.
UGUGAAAACCAGAAAAUCACACCUCUAACUCUUCUCAAACUCAUCCCGCAUCCUGCAGCCAUCAUGAGACUACAGAUCCUCCUCGUGUCACUUCUUGCCAGCUACGCUUUCGGCGUGGCGGUUCCAGAAGCAGAGCCGGAAGCUGUCCCAGAAGCUCUCCCAGAAGCUCUCCCAGAAGCUCUUCCUGAAGCUAAUGCCGAUAUUCUUGAGCAACGAGCCAUCGGAAGCUACUGUCAGCAAGACGAUGCACCUGACAAAGGUACCUGCCAGAAGACAACCUGGUGCAGGGCAUCUGCCCAAGUUGGAAUUACCAGCAAUGGCGACUGCCCAUUCGAUCCCGACGACGUCAAGUGUUGCUACAUUCCAGACUGCAAGAGUCACACGGGUACUUGUCACACUGUUAGCUGGUGCAACAGCCAAGGAAGAACUCAUGUCGCGGGAUACUGCCCAGGGCCUUCCAACUACCAAUGCUGCCUCUAUUGAUACGGUCCCCAAUGUUGAAAGUGAAAAUGAUCGUGGGGAGCUCUAUUUGAAACGAUGUGCGUGCAUUUUUCAUGCCUCUCUAUUUUCAUGGCCGUGACUAUGUCAGUUUUGUUGGCUGCAGACUUGGCACUUUGGCUUGUUGGUUGAUAAGUGUCCGAACCCAAUAACAUGAAAUGUACCUACAUAAGUAUGAAAGAAAACUUGUAACAAG